UUGGAACGAUUAUAUGCCUUUUGCCUCGGGAGAGGCAUUAGGAGAAAAAAAUUUUAUUCUAUCGGGCGGAAAUUCAAUCCAAGCGGCACAAAUAAGUUGGGAAUUGUCGAAACAAUUAAAUAUUUCUUAUGGCCAAUUAAGCAUUGAAUUAAUAUUUAAAUAUCCAAAAAUUGGUGAUUUUGUUGAAGAAAUUUGGAAAAUAAUUAAAAAUAAAGAAGAAAGUGAAUAUUUUGACCAAAAAAGGAAAAAUAAAAAUUUAGAAGAAAAUGAGGAAGGGACUUCAAAUAAAUUGGAAGCUAUAACAACCUUUACACAAACAACAAAACAAAAAAAUGCCAAUAAUUUCCAAACAUUUCUUCCACUAUUUUUACCACUUCAGAAUGAAACAACAAAAAAUUUGAACAAUCAAAAGCCCUUAAAUAUUUUUUGUAUUCAUCCAAUUAGUGGCUCAGCUCUUUUAUAUCGACAUUUGGCUAGAAUUUUACCUAAGUGGGCAAAUGUUGUGGGUGUUCAAUAUGCUUUUGAAGCUGAUUCUUUGAUUAAUAAAGCUUCAAGUUUGGGGGAAUUGGCUAAAUAUUAUGCUCAAAAGAUUGAAGCCUACACAAAAGAAACUCCUUUAUUAUUAAUUGGCCACAGUUUAGGAGGUGUUCUCGCCUAUGAAAUUGCUCUUAUUUUGAACAAAAAAUUUUUAAAUUGUUUCUCAAAUUUGCGAGUUCCUCUAGUUGUAAUGUUCGACUCUUGGGCUGCUGGACAAGAAUUAAUAUGCCCUAAAAAAGCCAAACAAUUUGUUUUGGAUUGUUUCAAUCACUUUUCAAUUCAUCAGUGCAAUUCUCUUUCCGUUGGAGCGGAAAAGUUGGCAGGAUUUUUAAGCACACACAAAUUUAUUGCUAAUAUUGAACUUUCUCCGGAAAUUUGGCUUUUUACAGCUGAGAAGAAAAUUAAAUUGGUUUUUAGGUGA
This is a messenger RNA of Meloidogyne enterolobii, 958 nucleotides long. The record is from the annotation of a GenBank genome assembly. NCBI's taxonomy places the organism in Eukaryota, Metazoa, Nematoda, Chromadorea, Rhabditida, Meloidogynidae.